This is a messenger RNA of Fusarium oxysporum Fo47, 1473 nucleotides long. RefSeq lists its product as uncharacterized. The record is from RefSeq and is a predicted model, not a curated record. NCBI's taxonomy places the organism in Eukaryota, Fungi, Ascomycota, Sordariomycetes, Hypocreales, Nectriaceae. The transcript is spliced from 3 exons. The coding region runs from base 1 to 1473 and encodes 490 amino acids.
AUGCCGUUUUCCACAGUCUACGAAGACCCUUGGACAAGGACCCAGAUUGAUCUGAGCGACGUUGCUGUUCAACAUCUUGAGCUAAUCGAGACCUUUCUCAAGCUUCUUCAACAUAUCUGCGAUGCAGAGGGUAGAAUAAGCGAUGAGACAUUGACAUAUUCAGAAUGGCGCUACGCUAUGUAUCUUCGUUUCAUCGACGUACGGGGUUUUUGCCCGAAUGACCACCCGCCUCCAUGGGACGUCGCACUUAUCAUGUAUCUGCACAUGCUGUCACCCUCGCGGUUCCACCACUACGUCUACGAUAACCGUAAUCGCAACUUGAAUGGCAUCUUUGGCUUAGAGCAUCGGCAUUUCCCCAUGUCCAAACUGCUAAAGGGUGAAUGGUGUCCCAGGCGGACGAAGAACGCUUGGGAUGAGUGUAGUAAGACGAGUUGGUCUGGCUCUGAGUGCCGUGGCUCCAACCUACCAUAUCAACUGUGGCCCUCUGCACCAUGGAAACCGAGAAGACUCUCCAUCCUGGGAAGAAGGGCUGACCGGCCACCAUGUUUGGACCGAAAAUGGAUAACACCGACUGACAAAAAGCUCGAAGAGAUUCCCAAAGACCAACAAGGAAAAGUGAUUCUGAUGCACCAGUGGGAUCGCUGCCGCACAAGUGUACCGGAGCAAGGCUACAAGGUCUGGGACCUCCAGUCAUACGCAGUGAUACGAACUUGCAGGGUAGAAGAAAGAUGCAGGAGUCAAAGCCAGCAUGAACAGUUCAACGAGACAUGUAUGCUAAAGCCAUGGCCAUCUUUGCAGGAUCUUCGAGCAGACCUCGAGCAGCAAGUGUCUUUCUGGAAGGUUAUACUUCAAGUCAAGAAUUCGGUACCUGGGUUUGUCGAAAAUUUGAAGAACUCAGUGGUGGACUACGAAGACUUUCUCGGCCUUCUGGGUAGUGUACUGCCAAAGAGUGAGAGAGAUGGCUCCUACAAGUCAAAGCUAGACCCAAAGACGGCAAAUGCAUCUCGUCACCCAAGCUCACGACCCUCUCGCAUACUCCCCCCAACACUCGAGAUUGAUCUUCUAUGGAAGACGCAUCGUUUGUUCCCUGCGAGCUACUGGGUUUGGUCGACUGAGAAGGCAGACUGGGUCCUUGAUAGAAAACACACAGCAAAUACACAGGCGAUGAGUAGCCUGCUUCAACAUACAAGACAAAUAUGGAAAUCGAAGUAUACGUCGGAGUUGAAGAGGGGAGUUUCAGUGGAGGAGACGUUGACGGAGUACGUGCCUGACACAGUGAAGCAUGCUCCUGCCAACGUAGAGAGGACCGAUCUCAAGACUCUACUUCUCGGCCGUGAUGCCUGGAAACAGAGAAGGGUUAUCAGAAGGGGUCGAGGGGACGAUAUAUCUGGCGGUGGAGGAGCGGGUGAUUAUGGAGGAUCCGGGGGUUGUGAUGGAGGCGGUGGUGGUGAUGGUGGCGGAGGCGGCGAAUAG